CUUUAAAAAGCAAAACAGGCAGUCUAGAUCUAUUAAGUGUUCGCUGUACAAUCCAUGUUUAAUGCUGCAGUGUAGGCACUGAAAGGUUACUGCUGCGUAAACAUGGAUUUCAACCUCAUGGUCACAUACGCAUGAGCACCGCCCCUAUUAUUCAACACAGGUUGUCUGUCAGGAAUUCACUGGUGAAACAAAUCACUGGUCACAAAGUUUGUUGCUCUAUCUAUCUUGCUCUAUUCUUAAAUUAGAAAGAAAAAUGACCAACACAUCUCUUCAUGUGAACAUUGACAAGUGGAUUUCUGAGAAUGAGAGUUCUUUUCUACCACCUGUGUGCAACAAAUUAAUGUUCUUUUAUCAGUUGAAUAUUAUGUAUGUUGGUGGUCCAAACAUAAGGAAGGAUUAUCACAUUGAGGAAGGUGAAGAGCUCUUUUACCAGGUGAGGGGUGACAUGGUUCUCAAAGUGAUCGAGAACGGCAAGCACAAAGAUGUGCAUAUCCGAGAGGGAGAGAUGUUCCUACUUCCAGCACGGAUUCCACAUUCCCCCCAGAGACAGGCAAACACAGUUGGGCUGGUGGUGGAAAGGGGAAGACUCGACUCAGAAACAGAUGGGCUCAGGUACUAUGUGGACAAUACCACUGAUGUCUUAUUUGAGCGCUGGUUCUACUGUGAAAACCUCGGAACCCAACUUGUUCCCGUCAUAAAAGAGUUUAUGGAUUCCAAACAGCAUAAAACAGGAAGGCCUGACCCAGCUAAACCCAUCAAGCCAGCCCCAUACCCACUCAACACCAUGAACGUUAUGACACCUUUCUGCUUCAGAGAGUGGGUGGAGAAGCAGAAACCCGCACUGGCCAGCGGUCUGCCGGUGGACAUGUUUGGAGCACAGUUUGAGACUGAGACUCUGCUCUUUGGUCCUGGGACAUCUGAAUCUAAGAGACCUACUGAUGGCUGGAUCUGGCAGCUGGAGGGAUCAUCCAAAGUCUUCAUGAAUGGCAAAGAUUAUAACCUCUCUGCAGGAGACUGUCUCCUUAUCUUUGGAGGAACCAAGUAUCAGUGGAAACGGUCACCGUAUUGUGUUACUUUGUAUGUUGCGCAAGACCCGGAGAGGAAGAGACCUUAUUGAGAUUUAUAAACAAGAAAUUUUAUGACCAGAUGUAUUAUCUUUAUAACAAUGUAUAUAUUGUAAUAUUUAGACCCUUUUAAUUAUCGAUUGCUAUUAGAUGUCAAGAGACUUUCAAUUAGUAUAACAAAAAAUGUUGACUUUUUAAAAUAAAGGACUUUAAAAUGUGCCAAGAAACUUUACUUUUUAAACACUCUCGUAACUAUUAUCUUUAUAAGCUUCACAACUUUAGGCAGAAAACCAAAUCUACAAAUUCUUUAUAUAUAAUAAGUGUAUUUUUGAUCAGAAUUACGUGCCAGUUACACAGUCAUUUCAUAUGAGUACAGAGCAAAUAAAAAAGGUGAAUUUUUUGUUUUGGCUAAAGCCAAAAUUCAGUCCAAAUUUAGUAGUGCCAGGGAUACAAUGGAGUCCACAUAUGUUAAUAAUGCUGAUUAUAAAUACACAUUAUAACAAAUGAAAAUAACAAUUUGAGUUAAAAAAAACUGUACAUCUUUGCAUCACUGUAAAAACGUAGGCUACACUUGAUAUAAUCUAGAAAUACUUGUAUGUUUUUUCAGCAUCAUUUUUCCCCCUUAAGCUUUCUAUUUAUUUACAAGUUUAAAAUAGAUUUUGAUUCUCAG
This is a messenger RNA of Triplophysa rosa, 1734 nucleotides long. It is a transcript of the gene haao, whose product is annotated as 3-hydroxyanthranilate 3,4-dioxygenase. Gene Ontology annotation, molecular function: iron ion binding; 3-hydroxyanthranilate 3,4-dioxygenase activity. Gene Ontology annotation, cellular component: cytoplasm. The transcript is spliced from 10 exons. Bases 254 to 1117 code for a protein of 287 amino acids. The record is from RefSeq and is a predicted model, not a curated record. Lineage: Eukaryota; Metazoa; Chordata; Actinopteri; Cypriniformes; Nemacheilidae. Gene Ontology annotation, biological process: 'de novo' NAD+ biosynthetic process from L-tryptophan; quinolinate metabolic process.